UUUAGAGGUGACCAUGACAUUAUGAUGUUUUGAAUGUGGGAUGUUAAUUUUCUCGUUCAUAAAAAAUUAUUACUAAUCAAACACAUUAUUAAAAUUAAGCUAUUUCCUUCAGCGAUUAAAUUAAAUUAUUCCUUUAAAAAGCGGAUUUUACACCUCUAAACAAUAUGAUCAUAUUUAUCAGUGAACUUCAAAAAGAUCAUCUUAGCUUACUACAUGAGCAUACUUCCCAGGUGCUAGUGGAUUUUUGUAAACUAACUUUAGACUACCUAAAUAAUGGAAUAAAUGAGACAAAAUGUUCUUUAGCUGCUGAAAAAUUAGGAGUGUCUUCAAACAUAAUUCAAAACUUGAUACAAGCAUUAGCCCAUCUUAUAUUAGAAGGUUGUAAACAUAAUCUAUCAGAGCAAAAUUUUAAAUCAUCGUUAGCUAUAGCUGGCUUUUCGGAUGAACAUCAACUGAUUUUGGUAAAGUUUUAUGUAACAAAAAAAGCUGAAUUGUCUGCUGCUCUAAAUUUACUUCAGCAAAAGGAUCCAAGCUAUCAAGAUUUAGCUUGGAGGUUUGAAGUACAGAUGGCUUCAAGAAAAUGUAAAGAAGAAAUAAAGCCUACAGUUACCAUGGAUUUUGUUCUUUCUACCCCCAAGGAUUAUGAUCAGAGUAAAGACUUACAUAACUGUAUGUCCAACACUAGUUCCGCACCAGUCCCAGAGAUGGCAAUUAAUUCAACUAUACAAGAAGCUAAAGCUGCAAGUCAGUGUCAAAAUAUUAUAAACCAUGUUCUACUGCAGUGUGAUUUACCUAAUUUAAUUCACCUCACUAACAGAUUGAGUGAAGCUUUAAAUGAAUCUAAAAGCCAACAUGUACGGAAAAUUCAGCGAGCUUUGUAGAUUUUUAUUAUCUUUAAGGAAAAAUAUGAUUAUAAAAAUGAAAUAUUACUAUGUAUAUCUUGUAUGC
This is a messenger RNA of Zerene cesonia (dogface butterfly), 948 nucleotides long. Its product is annotated as COMM domain-containing protein 2-like. The record is from RefSeq and is a predicted model, not a curated record. The coding region runs from base 165 to 881 and encodes 238 amino acids. Lineage: Eukaryota; Metazoa; Arthropoda; Insecta; Lepidoptera; Pieridae. The transcript is spliced from 5 exons.